CUCAAUAACAGUGGAACGCAGAGCUUUUCUCAAACGAGAUCAACGUGUUGUGAAAGCGCAUGCGCGAGUGCGGUCACUGGUGGCCAACCAAAACGCACAUUAAAAUGGGCAAUUCUGGCAGCUCGCAUCAAAUGAACAUCCACAGACAAAACACAAACCCCAGUCCGCAUGCUAAAAAUCUCUCCCAACAGUUUCGACAAAGUUCUCAUCGGUACUACGAUUAUGCGAAAUCUGAAAUAAGGUCGAGUCCAACUCCACAGAGAGGGCACAGCCAGCAAUGGCGGAGGUCGGAUCCGACGUCGAACAUUCAGAAAGUAUUAAACUACAAAGCCGAUGAGAAUGCCCAAUUUAAAGUACUGCCACGGAUUGACAAGAACCUACACUUACGAGCGACUACGAAUGGAGCCAUACUCAAUUCCGGAGGCACGAUCAGCGGUCGAAGGAUGAGCGAAACGCCUAUUCUAUGCCCAAUGAACGCGCCAAUGCAACGAUCGCGGACCUUUAUAGCCGAAUCUACAAAUCACGCACUGCAGACAGAGUUUACCCGUUCACAAACGCUGCAUCACGUUAAAGCCAAUUACAAACAAGACAAUUUAGGAACCAAUUCAAAAUCGAAUUUAUCCCAAAUGCAGCGCCACACAUAUUCAGAGCCAGAGCUAGUAAAACAAAAUAAUAAGGAAACUGCGAUGAAGCAAUCGAUGGCUAGAUCAGAGAAAAGGAACAAGUAUACAAAAAAGCGUAGGGCUCCCGAAGUGCCUACUGAAUCGAUGAAUAUGGUUGCUGUCGUUCAUCCAGAAAUAGCUAAAAAAGAGAACAUCUCCACAAGUGUCAAGAUAACGACUGACCAGGGCAGACAAAAUCAUUUUUCCAAAAAUACAGAUCGACUGACUACUGUAAAUAAAGUUUCAAAUUUAUCAUUUAAGAGGAAACGUGCGGAACGAAACUCUAUUAGUGGAAAUUGCACUCCAAGUGUACCAAUACCGCGCUCGACGUACAGGCGUGAGAAGAGUUCCGAUGCUAUUAUAAUAAAAAGUAAGGGUGCAAAGGAGGCUAAUGUUAAAACGGAUAACACUGAAGAUAGGAAAGCAAAUUACAAAUUACAAAACAAUAAUUAUAUUAAAGAACCACCCAUAAAUUCUAUAUCGAAUACCAAAGAAACAAAAAAUGUUUCUGCCCCGACGCCCAAGGUAGAAAAACACAAACGAACAUUUUAUUUCGGCAUGGAUGUCGCCACCACCACAGAGACUCAACAGCCAAUAAAUGGAUAUCCACCAGAUUCUCCCGGAAAGAAUAUCAUCUCUAACCCCAACGAGAACAACGUGAGUUCAAAUGAAGCUACAUCGCUGCUUUUCGUUCCGAAUUAUGAUAUUGAAUAUAAAAAGUCAACAAGUCAAGAAGACAGCGUAGAUGAAAAUGGUUUGCGGCUUUGCAUCCGUCCUACACUGCCACGACGUCAACUUGACACGCCAUCCUUUAGCCCUGCGUUAGCUUGGCGCACUCUUCUCGGUGAUGAAGUUCAGAUUGAUAGAGGAAUUAAUGUGCUAUCAGAUCCAAGUAGUUACCAAAAAAUGGAAACGGAAACCGAGAUGCCAAUUCAACCGAGCAUUACCCAUGAAAUAAGACAUGUUCGUAAAAUAAACAAUAACUUGCCAAAUGCCUGGACGCCUGAGCAGGACUUGUGCGAUCAAAUUGGUGAUAGUGCGCUGGGGAAUCUCACCACAGAUUCAGACUCGAGCUCCGAUGACUAUCGCUCUAAAUGUGAGGAAGAAGCUUUACUAUUCUACGGCAGCAAGUCAAAAAUAUCUUCCCAUAAUUCGGUGUCACCCCUCCACACAUUUAGUCUUUCCCUACCUAGAGAUGGUCACCUACAACAUGCGCGGAAGCUUGAUAAUCUAAAAUCAAAUGAGGCAUGCAUUUACAAAAGCCUUCGGAAAAGAAAACCAGAAUUCUUUUUUAGCAAACGUCCAACUUGUCAGGUUUCCAGCUCAAAUCCUCAAGCCACGGGUGUUUCUGUAACCAAAAUUGAUGGCUUCGAGAACUGGAUGCUGCAUAAAAAUGUCGGACAGAACGGUGUUUCCUUGCAUAGAAUUAAAGAUACAGACAACAGACAGGAGCUACCUGUUAUUGAGCCACAAUCAUUAAAAAUACUGGCGGGGGGAAAGCACGUAAUGUACCUGCCCGGCAACAACGACAGACCCUCUUGCAACAGCGAUAGGGGUGAGCUCGAAACUUGCAAACCAAAACCCAGUCGUCAUUUCAAGAACCGACAACGCCACGUACCUGAAAACCUCCAAGAUAGAACUCCAGUGUAUCCAAUUACGAGUGUAACUGAGGCGAAUGUAAAAUUAGCUGACAAGUUUCAGCGGUUUACAUUCCAUAAUCCAGUGCGGCUACUGGAGAAGUUGUAUUUAGAUAGAUCAACAAAAGAUGCCGAUGUUGAAAUAACUCACAGGAGCGAGGUUGAAGCCUUGAAAAGAGUGGAGGAAGACUUUCAACGCAAUCGUGCCAAUGAAAAAGAGAGUAUUCGUCAUCAGUUACAACUUCAUUUUGGUCUUGAAAAUAAACACAACGAACUUUACCACAGCCUGCCCAUUCCAGCCAUGCUGGAUAGUUUUUCUUCCAUUGACAUAAAUGACACGAACAAUAAUACGUUUCGUCGAGAUGAUCCUGAAGGCUGUGCCUCCAACGCUCUUCCUGUGGGUCUUGAGGAUGGCACCUGCUGAACCUUAUGCGGUGUGAUAGAUAAUAAUAGUUAUUCUCCGACAUGUUAU
Molecule: messenger RNA, 2771 nt
Organism: Drosophila guanche
Lineage: Eukaryota; Metazoa; Arthropoda; Insecta; Diptera; Drosophilidae
Exons: 5
Coding region: 60-2723 (887 amino acids)
Source: RefSeq, a predicted model, not a curated record